AUGACUGAAUUUGUGGGCUCUUUGCCGCGGCAACGAACUGAUCCCGAAGAUAUGAAUGGCCUCAGUAGCGAACAUGACCCUUUCUCCCUCGAAACUCCACCGCAGCAAACAGGCCAGCAUCGCUUCUCCGCAUUCGAUACACAGCUCUUCGCUUUGAACCAUCCUGAUUCUUCUCCAGCACAAGCCAAGAAAGCACUUGAAGCUCAUUUGGCUGAGACUGACCGAAGGAUUCAAGAAACGUCGAAGCUUGGAUCGACUUUGGUUCAACAGAGGGUCAAUUUGUCAAAUAGGUUGCGGGAAGUAGGAUCUCGGGAGGACGACAGGAAGAUAAGUCCUGAAUUGCGACAAAAACUCAUCGAGAUUGAGCGAGACUACAACGAUGUGGGAAGGCAGAGCGCAAAAGCCUUCCUUGGUCCAAAAGCAGACGGGCAAGGUGCGGAGGGUGCUGCUACUCCCUUCGCACGGGAUGGGAAGCGCCCACCAAGUCCUGCUAAAUUUUCUAACCAAGCUGUGGAAUCGCCGUCCAAGAUGAAUGUGCCACGGAAACAGCGUAACCAAGCGUCGAAUGCCGAUAAUCUUGAAUUUGCGGCGGAAAUCACAACUUCUCUGCUGGGUCAGGUAAGACACUUACAAGCUGUGCUUGCUGAACGCGACGAGAAUUUGAAGAAUGUCAAUGUGGAAAAUGCACGCCUAGGAACCGAGGCUGAAGGCUUUAUCCAGCGCUUAAAGCAUUUGGAUGAUGGGGAGCAGCGUUACAAAGAUGAGAAUUGGAAUCUUGAAACCCAAUUACAAGAGUUGCAAGCGCAGCAGAAGGACGCCGCAAACAGAGAACAGAAGUUGCAACAAAUUUUGACAUCUAUGACAUCUGAAAGGACUGCAUAUGAGAAAGAACUAGAAGACUUAAGGCAAAGCCAUGGUAAAGCUUUUGACGACCACACUGCUCUUCGUAGACGACAUGAGUCAGAACUUGCGACUCUACGUAAAGAUGUCAAGCUCGGGGAAAGCGAGAAAAACACAAUGCAACGGCGUGUUGAUGAGCUGACUUCACAGAACGAACAACUUGCCAAAGGAAUUGCUAGUCACUUCAAAGACGAGGACUCAGAGCCAGAAACAGAUGCGGGGAGCCAAAUUCCUGACUAUAGCCUUGACUUAUCUGAACGGGAGCAUUCUCCGCCGCCAUCGCCCAGUAAAGGCCAACGUCAUUCUAUGCUAGAAUCCGAAACUUUGAAGAGCUCUCUGCAUCAUGCUCAUCGAAUGAUUCAAAAUUUGAAGAACAACGUCCAUCGCGAGAAGUCAGAGAAACAGGAUCUGAAGCGCAUGCUACAAGAGGCAAGGGAUGAGUUAGAGAUCAAACGUAAAGACCAUCCUGAGAAAAGGCUCAAAACCAAGUCUCAAACGGAUUUGAGGAAGGCUGGUAGGCCGGGGCUUGGCGCACCACGAAGUAGCACAAUGGAUAUCAUGACAGACGAGCCUCAGGAUCCGGAAUGGGAAGAUCAUGAUGGCUUAACUCCACAAAAAAUAACUGUGAACAGGACCGAGCCAAGUGAUGCAUAUCAGACUGCGAAUGAGACGGAAGACGCGUUUGAGACUGCGAACGAACGGGAUAGUACGGAUAAUGAUGCUUUCCAAACCGGGGCUGAGUCAAAUGCUCGCGAUAGUAGCGAGACCGAGACCGAGACUGAAGCAGCUACCAUGCGAUCAUCAACCCGACGGGGCAUAGAAGCUACGAGAUCUCUAUCUAACAAGCCUGGUGAUCGGAGAUCGAUUCAAAGUACGGCUUCAACUUCGGAAGAGGAAGAGCAUGGCAUGCAUACACCAAUUCAAGGACAGCCGCAACGCUUCCGUCUGAAAAUGAAUCGUCGUUCACACGUUGUGAGUGGUGGCUCAGGCAGUAGUGCUCCAUCAUCAACCAAAAAUUCUCCAGCAAACUUUGUCAGUGCUGGCGAUGAAGGAGGUCAAAGCUUAUUUGCUGAGCUAGAGAAUAUUAGCGGAGACGAAGCUGAGGCCACCCCAAGCAAAGAUGGUACGCGAACUCCAAGAUCCGUUCGUUCUACACGGUCUGUAAGUAGAGAGAUUGGCGGGAAACGCUCAUCCGGAAGUCUAAGAAGAGCCAACGGUUCACGUUCUUCGACUCCGGGUCUAAGGCCAAGCACAGUCAUAUACAGCGGCGGAACACCACCAAUACCAAAGAUACCAACCGUAGAUUCUAGCACAAUGACUGAACCCAUCGACGAGCCACAAGAAAGCACCCUUCUUGGCGCACUUUCCGGCGCCAACAGCGAGAGGAAAGGCCCAGAUUCUCGAGCAAGUGACGCUGUAAAAAGCCAACCUGGAUCUCGCGUUGUGUCAGAUUCGACUACUGCCUCGACUCCUCAACGUCCUGUUUGGGAUCACCCACUAACCGCACUUUCCGGGAUAUUCCCAGGUUUCAAGGACAGUGCCAACACCACUCCUAUGUCGACCAAGUCGGACACAUCCCAAAUUCAUCAAGAGCCAGAGAAAGCCUCAGCAGGUCUGCAAUCACGACGAGAGUCUCAAAGCUAUCCAGCACCUUCCUUAGCUUCGCUCACUCAGAGUGAGCAACAUCCUCCUACAUCUCCUUCGAUGGCUUUAUCCUCUAUCCAAACAUUAGAGACUGCUCCAAUCCAACCAAGGCAGAAGUCGAUUGGGGUUGAACCUGUUGAAGCUGUCCAACCAUCUGAUACUCCCACCAGAAGAGCUGCUGAGUCCGCCACGGGAGGCAUCUUUGGCUCUGUCUUUGGUUGGAACAGAAGGUCACGUGCUGCAUCAAUAUCCAAGAUUGUGGAUGACGACACAAGUCAACAUCCAAGGGAAGCUAUUGAGCCUAGCACUCCCGACCACAAGGCCCCGCUACAAGAGGUCUCAGCAAAUGCAGUCUCUCGUCGAGCCUCUGGACAGUACGCUGGAUCGAAGGAGCCCGUUCAGACGAACAGGUCGAUCUACGAUCAAGGCUCGCAGACUGUCCUGUCCUCUGAACAGAUUGACAAGCUUUUCGAGAAGCAAAAUACUCUAGUCGACGCUCCAGCGCCCCCAACCCCAGCAGCCAUGAAACCACUUUCUGAGAUAGGCGCUACUCCACCUGCCAAUCGUGGAUAUCAGGACGACACCACUCCCAAAGCGAAAGCCCCUGAGGUCAAAGUCCCAGACGGUGCUUCCUUCAGAGACGCAGUCGGCAGAACAGUUCGUCGGCCCACAAGCGCCACGAGUUCACGCUCUCGAAUUACGCAGUACCCACCGUUACCUAGUGACCAUCAAGAAGCUAUUGCUGCAGCUGCGCAGAAGGCCCCAGAAUCGAUGGGCCCACCGAUAGCUCCAGCGUCCGCUUACGCUCGCUCUUUGCGCUCCAGAGCGAGCAGCCGCCCCCAAACACCGUCGUUGCAAGGGCUACCCAGUCCGUCAUCCAAAGGAGGCACCACGCCUCGGGCACCGCGUUAUUCAUCGACCAGAUCUCAAGUUUCUCGUCGCACAUCGGUCUCUUCUUUUGCUUCGGAGCUUGACGAGAGGUUUAACAUCCGUGUUGGUGAUAUGAAUAUGCCACAGGGCAUGUCGCCAAACACAGACCCACGGAUGAUCCAAGCCAUCACCCAGACUAUGAUCGGCGAAAUGAUGUGGAAGUAUACCAGAAAGGCAGGCCGUGGCGAAAUGUCAAAUACCCGCCAUCGCCGCUUCUUUUGGGUUCAUCCGUACACACGAACUCUUUAUUGGUCUGACCGUGACCCUGCCAGCGCGAAUCGUGCCGAGCUGAAGAGUAAAAGUGUAGCCAUCGAGGCUGUACGCGUAGUCACCGACAACAACCCAUCGCCACCUGGCUUGCACCGUAAAUCACUGAUUGUAGUGACCCCCGGUCGUUCCGUCCAGUUCACAGCGCAAACUGGCAACCGCCACGAGACCUGGUUUAACGCACUUUCCUACCUUUUACUCCGCACUGGGGCGGACGGCAAUGUUGGUAAUGCCUAUGGCGACUUCAGUGAAGCAGAGGCGGAGGAGUUCAAUCCACCAUACAACCGCAAUCGUUCCCGCGUGUCCCUCGCAAGCUUCAGAAGUCACCGAACAGCGGAUAGGAACGCACGGCACUCCCUCGCUACUCGUCCAGGUUCUUCAUACCCUUCGCAAAAUCAGCGCGAAUCACGGCAGCUCGAGCAGCCUUUAGACCCAGUCGAAGACAGGCUACAAAUGAGCUCCCAAUCAAUCCGGCAGCGCAUCUCCCGCUCCCUCUCUCGCUCACGGGGUUCGAAGGUUGCGGAAGCUACGAACACGGACCCUCCUAAAUUAGCCGAGUCCACGAACGCAACCCCCCAUGCAAGUAUUUCUAGUCGACUUUCAGGAUACUGGCGGCAGCCGCCUUCGAUCAGGAAUAGCAUGCGUAGCCGCUCGAGUAUGCGUGCUGAAGACGCAAACAAUGGCGCUGAAGCAGGUAUUCUAGAGGGUGGCAGGAGCGUGGUAGCGCCGAACGGUGUGGCAAGGGAUAGUGCUGAGGAUGUGCGGAUGGUGAUUGAGGAGCGCGAACGGGACGGAGCCUUAGAGAACGUUAGGGCUUGUUGUGAUGAACCCAAGGAACAACUCGGCUACUAA
This is a messenger RNA of Bacidia gigantensis, 4593 nucleotides long. RefSeq lists its product as uncharacterized. The transcript has 2 exons. NCBI's taxonomy places the organism in Eukaryota, Fungi, Ascomycota, Lecanoromycetes, Lecanorales, Ramalinaceae. Gene Ontology annotation, biological process: establishment of mitochondrion localization; dynein-driven meiotic oscillatory nuclear movement; maintenance of protein location in cell cortex. The coding region runs from base 1 to 4593 and encodes 1530 amino acids. The record is from RefSeq and is a predicted model, not a curated record. Gene Ontology annotation, cellular component: mitochondrion; cell cortex. Gene Ontology annotation, molecular function: phospholipid binding; tubulin binding.